GGCGGCUCCUCCCGCCCCUGAGCCGCCGGGACGAGAGGGUUCCCCGGGGGGCAGCGGGGCCGGAGCUUUCCCUCUGCCGCCAUGGACUCUGGCAGCGAAACCCACGAGCUGAACGGGACGGCGGAGGGCGCGGAGCCGCCGGCGCUGGAGCGGCACAGAAGGUCCCAGUGGUUUCAAAGAAAUGGACCCAUUAAUAUCAACCACUAUGCCAACAAGAAGAGUGCUGCAGAGAGCAUGUUGGACAUAGCCCUGCUGAUGGCCAAUGCCUCCCAGCUGAAAGCUGUGAUGGAGCAAGGACCUUCUUUUUCCUUCUACAUCCCACUUAUCAUUCUUAUCAGCCUGUCACUCAUGCUGCAAGUUAUAGUGGGAGUGCUCCUGAUAUUCCUUGUCAAAUAUGACCUUAACAACCCUGCAAAGCAUGGAAAGCUGGAUUUCCUCAACAACCUUGCAACUGGACUGGUAUUCAUUAUAGUAGUAGUGAAUAUUUUCAUCACUGCCUUUGGGGUGCAGAAGCCAGGUGCUGAGCCUGCAUCAAGACAGUAAUUCCAAGAGACCUGAAGUGUUCCUUCUUCCAUAGAUGCCAUUUGCAACUGAGCCAGCUGCACUUGGACACAUUGGGAAAAAAAUAAUCUGAAGAAACUGGACAUACUGAGCAGCCUUGUUGAGUUUCCAACAACCAACACCUAAAGUUUUCCAGUGUGUUAAUAUGUAAAUAGUUUGGCAUCUGAGGAAAGAUUGAUUUUGACCCAAGGAUAUUGUUUUUUCUGGACUAUUGGCAUUUCAGUUUCUGUAGAAACAAAUUGUUUCUGAGAGCAGUGACAUAAGCUGAUCAAACAGGGUCAUACCAACCCUUCACAGGACUUUCCCCUUUUUCCUGCCUCUCAGUUUUGUUGCUGUUUUUCAUCUCCAGUGUGGUGAGAAGCAUCAGGCUCUGUUCUGGAGUGGUCCCAUUGUCCUUCUGGUCACACAGACCUUUCGGUGGCUUGGCACCAAACCCAGGUUCCCCAAGGCCCAUCUGGGAUCUUCCUGAGCAGGGGCAGCUCUGGCUGGGGGUUUGUUCACUCCAGAGAAAGCCAAGCUGGGACAUGCACAGACUGCAGACCUUGGCCCAGCUUUGCUCAUGGGUGGUUGCUUCUCCUGUUUCAUGGAAUCAGUCAUAGAAUGUUAGGGGUUGUAAAGGACCUCUAGAGAUCAUCUAGUCCUACCCCUCCUGCCUGAGCAGGGUAUCUUCAGGUUCCUCUCUUUCUUUUUUUCCUUUUCCCUUUUCCUUUCCCUUUUCCUUUUUCUUUUUUUCCUUUUCCUCUUUCUCUCU
Calypte anna (Anna's hummingbird) is the source of this 1312-nucleotide messenger RNA. RefSeq names its product ninjurin 1 (gene NINJ1). The coding region runs from base 82 to 543 and encodes 153 amino acids. Gene Ontology annotation, cellular component: membrane. Lineage: Eukaryota; Metazoa; Chordata; Aves; Apodiformes; Trochilidae. Gene Ontology annotation, biological process: cell adhesion; tissue regeneration. The transcript is spliced from 4 exons. The record is from RefSeq and is a predicted model, not a curated record.